Messenger RNA from Dama dama (fallow deer), 1061 nucleotides. It is a transcript of the gene COXFA4L2, whose product is annotated as NDUFA4 mitochondrial complex associated like 2. The transcript is spliced from 4 exons. The record is from RefSeq and is a predicted model, not a curated record. NCBI's taxonomy places the organism in Eukaryota, Metazoa, Chordata, Mammalia, Artiodactyla, Cervidae. Bases 42 to 305 code for a protein of 87 amino acids.
GCUCUGGGCCGCUGGAGAGGAGCAGACACUGGAGAGGCGCUAUGGCGGGAACCAGCCUCGGGGCCCGCUUCUACCGGCAGAUCAAGAGACAUCCCGCGCUCAUUCCGAUGAUCGGCUUCAUCGGCCUGGGCAUGGGCAGCGCUGCGCUCUACUUGCUGCGACUCGCCCUGCGCAGCCCCGACGUCUGCUGGGACCGAAAGAACAACCCGGAGCCCUGGAACCGCCUGAGCCCCAACGACCAAUACAAGUUCCUUGCAGUUUCCACUGACUACAAGAAGCUGAAGAAAGACAGGCCAGACUUCUAAGCCAGGCUGCAGCGCCAGCCGACGGGAACCACCAGCAACCAGCCUCCUCACUCCUUCCACUCUCCACCCUCCACCCCGAGGCGCCCCGCUAGCCACCCCGUCCAGCUUCUGCUUACUCGGCCGGGUUCCCACGAGGAGGGGAGGCAGCCCCACCCCUCCCUCGCUCCCAGCAGCGGAAGCGCCUCUGACCCUCAGCCUCAGUCCCACGAGGGGGAGGCGCAGUCACAGGGCAGGGAGUAGCCUAACCCCAAAGGCCCAGCCAGCCCCUCUGCCCCGUUACCCUGGCUUCGGAGGGCGGGGUGCACGCUACGUGUUGAGCGUGGCCUACGUGAGAGACAAGACCAGCAGGGGCCUGAGUGCCAAAUGACGUGGCGGGCCCCACGUUAGCCCGGGCUACAGGCUCCCUGGCGCCAGCCUGGGGGCGGUGCUACUCUGGCUCGCUGGGCUCGCCCGGGCUCGGCGCUGACAGUCCAGCCAGCGUGGGGUGAGGCACCUGCGCCCAGCUCCUCCAGGGCCUGCACUGCUUCCCGCUUCCCGCACCAACGGGCACCCCCUCCCGCCUCACACCUGGGCCUCCCCAACCCCUCCCCGACUUCCCUCGGUCCCCAGGGAUCAAACAGAAGCAGCCGUGGGCAAAAUACAAUUUCAUUUAACAAAUUGAAUUUGCUGCGCCUGCUAAUCACGUCUGGUGUCGCCUCUGAUCAGAAGGAGAGGGGGAGGCAGCCUUGGGGGUCCUUGUGGUGGUGUUGGGAAGGA